AUGCUGACUAUGGAAGCGAACAUUGACCUGUCGGAGCUGCAGCCGCUGGGGGAGUAUGACUUCGAGAAGAACUUUAAUCACCGGGCAGCCAGGAAAUGGAUGGAGGAGAACUGGCAAAAGUCUUUAACUAUUUCUGUUAUUUAUUUGAUCCUGAUCUUUGGAAUCCAACAUUUCAUGAAGGAGCGGAGGCCCUUCAAACUGCGUGGACCACUGAUCCUGUGGUCCUUCAGUCUGUCUUUGUUCAGUCUCGUGGCAGCCUGUCGGAUCUGGAAGCAGUUGGCCUUCCUUGUCCUUACCAAGGGAUUUAAGCAAUCAGUGUGUAGUCAAUCUUUUUAUGUCCACCCUGUUUCCAAGCUUUGGAUAUAUCUAUUUGGUCUGAGCAAAUUUGUUGAAAUGGGUGACACUCUGUUCAUUGUUCUCCGGAAAAAGAAGCUCAUCUUCCUGCACUGGUACCACCACAUUUUCACAAUGAUCUUAUCCUGGUAUGGCUAUAAGACGAUGGUAGCUGGGGCAGGAUGGAGCACAGCCCUAAACCUCAGUAUCCAUGUUGUGAUGUAUUUCUACUACAGUGUGGCAGCCAUGGGCAUCCGGGUACCUAGCUCCAUCACCAUGCUAAUUACCACUUCACAGAUUGUGCAGAUUAUUGGAUAUGUAGUAAUGAACAUCUUUAUCUUUUUCUGGAAGGAUGAUAAGUUCUGUCAGUAUACCUGGCCACUGCUUCUCCUUUCAUCGGGCUUCUAUACCAGUUUAUUGGUCCUCUUCUCCAACUUCUUCGUGAAAACUUACCUGAGUAACACCCAGAAAUCAAAGCGGAAUUGA
Melospiza georgiana is the source of this 819-nucleotide messenger RNA. It is a transcript of the gene ELOVL3, whose product is annotated as ELOVL fatty acid elongase 3. Gene Ontology annotation, biological process: fatty acid elongation, monounsaturated fatty acid; sphingolipid biosynthetic process; fatty acid elongation, saturated fatty acid. The transcript is spliced from 4 exons. Gene Ontology annotation, cellular component: endoplasmic reticulum membrane. The record is from RefSeq and is a predicted model, not a curated record. Gene Ontology annotation, molecular function: fatty acid elongase activity. Lineage: Eukaryota; Metazoa; Chordata; Aves; Passeriformes; Passerellidae. Bases 1 to 819 code for a protein of 272 amino acids.